AAAAACUAUGGGAUCAAACUAUAGAUCAAUUCAAGUUAUGGUCUAUAAACCAUAGUGAAAACGUGGCUGAUUCGGUUGAAAAUGAAUGGUCAAUUUUGAUACAAACAGUCAAAUGUCUUUAGGCAUUCUCUUGUCUGUAAUAAUAUAAUGGCUGCAAAUGAUUCUACAUCCUGUGUAGUUGUUGAUGCUGCACUUAUAGACAACGAGACUAUUACAAGCAAACCACAACCCCCAGUUCAAUCAAAUCGUCCCGGAGAGGCAGCGAUUAAACAGCAAUAUCUUUUACCCUAUAUUCCAUUCCAACAUGAAGAAAAACCUGCGAAGACUGGUGCUUUGGAAACCAUUAAUGAACAGACCAGCAAUGUUGAUGGGCAUAUUGAUGGCCCUCCAAAAAAGAAAAGAGAACGAGGAAUGAACAAAAACAGACCAAGAAAUCCAAAUCCAGCUGGAAAGAAGAAAAUAUGUCGAAGGUUUCUUCAACAUGGCUCAUGUCAUUUUGGUGUUAAUUGUAACUUCUCUCACGAUAUGCAAACAAUCAUAGACGAUCGCUUGCCUGAUGUUGGGGAGGUAUGCAGAAACUUUCAAGUUUUUGGAAAAUGUCCAUAUGGUAUUGCAUGUAGAUUUGGUAAAAAUCAUCUUACAGAAGAUUUUGAGAAUGUUACUAAAGAUACAUUCGAUGAAUAUCAAGUAAAAAAUAGUUUAACUAAAGAGUUACAAGUGGAACUUCGAAAAAAGAGAGUUUCAUUUCCCAGAUCUGAUGAGUAUGUAGAAAAAAUGAAAGACUUUCAUAGUCAAGGAAGACCACUGAGAGAUAUAGGUGAAUAUAAAACAUCUGGUGUUGUAACUGAUGAAGAUGUCAUUAAACUAAGAUCUGUGGAAAUAAAGAAGAUUGACUUCUCGGAUAAGCUCUACCUUGCUCCUCUCACAACGGUUGGCAAUUUACCGUUCAGACGAUUGUGCAAGAGUUUGGGUGCUGAUAUCACUUGCGGUGAAAUGGCGAUGUGCACAAAUUUGCUGCAGGGGAUGCAGUCAGAGUGGGCCCUGAUGAAACGCCAUCCAAGUGAGGAUAUAUUUGGAGUGCAGCUUUGUGGAAGUUUUCCUGAUACAAUGAGCAAGUGUGCUGAGUUACUCCAAAACAAGAUUGAAAUUGAUUUCAUCGAUGUCAACGUUGGGUGUCCAAUAGAUCUUGUCUUUAACAAGGGAGCAGGGUCAGCAUUGAUGGAGCGAUCAAGGCGUUUUGAAGAAAUUGUUCGAGGAAUGAAUUAUGUACUUGACAUUCCAGUUACUGUCAAGAUGAGAACUGGCGUUCAUGAUAAGAAAUGGAACGCUCUUCAACUUAUUCCUAAAAUAAGGGAUUGGGGAGCUUCGCUUGUCACAUUGCAUGGGAGGUCUCGGGAGCAACGGUACACGAAAUCAGCUGACUGGAAUUACAUCAAUCAAUGUGCAAAUGAAGCUUUACCAAUGCCACUUUUUGGAAAUGGCGAUAUCCUUUCAUUUGAAGAUGUACAGCGACACAGACAAGAAACGGGUGCAUCAGGUGUCAUGAUAGCCCGUGGUGGUCUGAUUAAACCAUGGAUUUUUACUGAAAUCAAAGAACAAAGACACUGGGAUAUAUCUUCGUCAGAAAGAUUAGAUAUCAUCAAAGAUUUCGUAAACUUUGGUUUGGAGCACUGGGGAUCUGACACUGAGGGCAUAGAGACGACACGACGUUUCUUACUGGAAUGGCUAUCGUUUCUAUACCGGUACAUUCCUGUUGGUCUGUUGGAAAGAGUCCCUCAGCGUAUUAAUGAGAGGCCUCCACCAUAUUUUGGGCGAAAUGAUCUUGAAACAUUGAUGGCUAGUAACAAGUGCGAGGAUUGGAUAAAAAUAAGCGAAAUGUUUCUUGGACCUGUUCCAUCCGAUUUUGUAUUUCUUCCGAAGCACAAAGCAAAUUCGUAUGCCUCAUGAAUAUACGAACUCUGUCAAAUAGAUCUAUUUUGGCCAUUGUUCGUUGCUUUUGCGUCCGAUUGGGUGUUUAAUCCUUGAAAUUGUUCUGAAUUACCGCUGUUGUUGUGAAUUCAUUUUAACAUGUUUUAAAUGUUAGUAUACAUUAAUUGUAUUUUCGUAUGCAUGAUCAAUAAAUCAGUCUAAUAGAAAUUUUGUAUACGAAAAAUUUACAAAGUACCAGUACUAGUAUUAUUACUAUAGUUAGUAUUUAGUGUGUUAUCAAGUGUAUUAUUGUCCUGACAUUGCAUGCCACCAAUUUGGAGAUCAGGUUUUUAGUUGUUUUCGGGACAGCUUGACAUACCAAGCUUUUAUUCUCAAACAACUCAUCCAGCUUGACAUACCAAGCUUUUAUUCUCAAACAACUCAUCCAGCGACAAUAAAUUAGUUCGACAAUAAAUAGUUCAAUAAAUUAGUUCACCUUG
Messenger RNA from Dendronephthya gigantea, 2408 nucleotides. RefSeq names its product tRNA-dihydrouridine(47) synthase [NAD(P)(+)]-like. The transcript is spliced from 15 exons. Bases 148 to 1947 code for a protein of 599 amino acids. Lineage: Eukaryota; Metazoa; Cnidaria; Anthozoa; Malacalcyonacea; Nephtheidae. The record is from RefSeq and is a predicted model, not a curated record. Gene Ontology annotation, biological process: tRNA processing. Gene Ontology annotation, molecular function: flavin adenine dinucleotide binding; metal ion binding; tRNA dihydrouridine synthase activity.